AUGGCGACCCCUCAAAAGCCCAAGUCUAUCUUAAAGAAGGCCUCACACCCCACCACCACUAACACCACCACCAUUACUACCAAUACCUCUCCCAACUCCAACUCCAACCCCACCACCAAAUCCACACGCGACCUCGAAGUAGCCCUCUACCACGCCCGCCUCAUCCAAGAACGCAAAGAAAUCGAGCUCGAAAUCCUCUACUCCACCGAAACACUAAUAGAAUACCCACUCUCGGGCACCCCGCACCCCUCACCAGCCGACGUGAGCGCCUUCAAAGCCGCGCUUCGACCCUUCCAACCCAGCGACUACGAUGCCUUAAUCCUAGAACGCAACCUCGAUCAGCGAUGCGGAUAUACGUUAUGUGCCAAUCCUCGACCGCGCGAUAGCCGCGGGGGACAAUGGAGAUUACUGGGCAUGUCGGGGAAGGCCAAGGAUUUUCGUAUCACCAAGAAGGAGGAUGCCGAGAAGUGGUGUUCGGAUACGUGUGCACGGAAAGCUUUGUAUGUUCGGGUUCAGUUGAGUGAGUGCCCGGCGUGGGAGAGAAGUGGCGGGAGUUCGGCGAUGAAAAUUGAUCUACUGGAUGAACAUAAGACGGAGGAGGAUUCGGUUAUGGAUGGAAUCGGAAAUUUGGACUUGAACAAACAGGAUACUCAAGACAAGGAGAGGCAAUCGGGAAAUCUUGCUUUGGAGAGGGGAGUCACAGGCCAAGGGUCCUCAAAGAGCGUUACGAAUUUCUCUAUAGUUGAGAAGGAAGUCAAUCAGGGUGAUGUCAAGCCACCGACGUUCGACUCUAAUGAUAUUUCUGAUAGGAUGGAUACAUUACAUUUGGAUCUUGAGGGUCAUACAUCGACAUUUAAUCAUGGCAGCAAAUGCGGAGAUUUAUUUGGAGAAGACGAUGAAGAUACCGAGAUGGAUACAGAUUGGAAAAUAUGA
Messenger RNA from Sclerotinia borealis F-4128, 933 nucleotides. NCBI's taxonomy places the organism in Eukaryota, Fungi, Ascomycota, Leotiomycetes, Helotiales, Sclerotiniaceae. The record is from the annotation of a GenBank genome assembly.